This is a messenger RNA of Penicillium odoratum, 1713 nucleotides long. RefSeq lists its product as uncharacterized. The coding region runs from base 1 to 1713 and encodes 570 amino acids. The transcript is spliced from 3 exons. Lineage: Eukaryota; Fungi; Ascomycota; Eurotiomycetes; Eurotiales; Aspergillaceae. The record is from RefSeq and is a predicted model, not a curated record.
AUGUUUGGCUGGGGCCCUGGGCUGGGCCUGGCCUCGGUUAGCAUAGAACCUGAAGAGGAACGCGAAGCGCCUCCUCAACCAACCCCGCUGGACUUCCCCAUCUACCGGCUUCCCGAUGUGGUCCCCCACCCCGCCGAUUCGACCCUGCAUGAUCUUUCUGAUAACCUGGCCUCCAUCAAGCGACCCCAGGAUAUCUCCGCUGAAAGAUUCGCCGCGCUCAAUCUAAAAGUCGAUCGCGAUGUCGCCAUUCACCGUUUAUUCCCUGAGGACCAGACACAGUUUCCACCCUUGCCCUGGGAGCCAACGCCGGAAGUUCCCGCGGGAGAGACUCAGCCACAGCCGUCCAUGAUCAAUGGACUCCCAUACCCGCCCAAGGAACGGUACGAGGUACUUCAGAACGAGCUAUUGCUGGACAAUGACGACGUCUUCAGAGAGGUCGCCCGACUACCCCCCCGCCAGGGACGCGAUCGGGUCCGCGUCACGCAGACACGCAAGUUCUGGGCGGCAUUGGAGCGAAUGGCACAAUACUGGGAUACAAGUUUGGAUAAUUACUUUGAGCGGCCCGCCACACCACGGCGCACCCCGCCGUCCAAAGACGAUACCAAGGAGGAUCAGAUGCAGAUUGACAGCGAGCCCGUGACAGACGCCACGAUGGACGUGGACCAAGCUACUUCGAUCGACUGCGCCGAUCGUCAAAAGGCUCCUCAUCCGAUAAGGCGUAUGUACACAGGCCGUCGCACUGGUUCAGGCCAUGAAAUGCCCGAGGAUGUACGCGAUGAGACCAUCAGGGCGUUUAUCGAGAUGGCCGCCUGGCCAUUUGGCUGUCAAGUUACUAUCCCGACUCUGCCGCCCCGGUUGACGAUCAAGAAUUUGCUUUUCCCAGUCCGCCAGUCUUUGCAAUCUUCGCGGUCUCCGCGAGACCGCGAGACCGCACGAAACGGUAUCCUAGAGGGACCCCUUCUCAUCGCGCAGUGCCGUACCGAAACUGGCUUCCGGAACGAAGGCGAUACCCCCGGUACGGGCCUUGGGGAGGUAUGUGACAUAUUCCGUGAAGUAGGAGGCAUGCUGCUUGCUGCGCAGGAGCGCGCCCGUGAGGGAGGAGUGGAGGUGCGGCCUGGAGAGGGAAAGUGGUGGACGAUUAAGCCGCGAUUUGGCGGUGCUACCAGCGAUGGGAUCUUGGCUGAUCUCAUGAAUGGGCCUGGCAUCCACGGGAUCCCUAUUCCUGACUCACUCCUCGGCGCCGGCGGCGAAGACAAGCCUUUGACAUCCGCCCCGGAGGCGGAGAGCGCGCGAAAGAGACACAAGUUCGAGCAUCCAUUUGUGACCUCUCUGGCGCGUCGACCGAGUGCUAUGCGAAAGCUUUCUAAUGCUGAGAAGUGGCAGAUGAUUCAGCCCGGUCCUAGCCUCUGGGAUAAGCGCAUGCGGUAUAUGCAGAUCGGCAAGGCUAAGGAUAGCCCAUUUGACGAUAUCUACAUGGUCUCGGCCAUCAACCACCAUAUUGCCAUCUUGCACCUCCGAGUUCACCGGAGAUAUCUCGAUAUCCUCACCUACGGCGAAAGCAAUUUCCCCGAAGAGUCCAACGUUCCAGAUCACCCAUGGCACGUCUUAAAGCUCCAACGCACCCGAUGGUACAACUUGUUUGACGCAAACGAUCGUAUAGAGGCGCUGAAAGGCGUCUGGAGUCUAUUCCAUCAUCAGCAGAGACCGAUGUGA